CGGCGUUCAAGAUGUCGAAGCGAGGACGUGGUGGGUCCUCUGGUGCGAAAUUCCGGAUUUCCUUGGGUCUUCCGGUAGGAGCUGUAAUCAAUUGUGCUGACAACACAGGAGCCAAAAACCUGUAUAUCAUCUCCGUGAAGGGGAUCAAGGGACGGCUGAACAGACUUCCCGCUGCUGGUGUGGGUGACAUGGUGAUGGCCACAGUCAAGAAAGGCAAACCAGAGCUCAGAAAAAAGGUACAUCCAGCAGUGGUCAUUCGACAACGAAAGUCAUACCGUAGAAAAGAUGGCGUGUUUCUUUAUUUUGAAGAUAAUGCAGGAGUCAUAGUGAACAAUAAAGGCGAGAUGAAAGGUUCUGCCAUUACAGGACCAGUAGCAAAGGAGUGUGCAGACUUGUGGCCCCGGAUUGCAUCCAAUGCUGGCAGCAUUGCAUGAUUCUCCAGUAUAUUUGUAAAAAAUAAAAAAAAAAACUAAACCCAUUAAAAAGUAUUUGUUUGCAGUGCUUGUCUCCCUGUUCACUUCCAGGGUUCAAGCGAUUCUCCUGCCUCAGCCUCCUAAGUAGCUGGGAUUACAGGCACCUGCCGUCAUGCCUGGCUAGUUUUUGUAUUUUUGGUGGAGACAGGGUUUCACCAUGUUUGCCAAACGACUCAAACUCCUGAUCUCAAGUGAUCUGCCCACCCAGGCCUCUACAGUGUUUUUGACAUACCCUGACCAUCACUUUUCUGAAAUGGAAACUCUGGGCAUUUUUUUUUUAAAGCAAUCCUUGCUUUUUUGUGAGUUUGCAGACUUUCAGCAUCUUCCAAUUGCUGUAUUUACAAUUUUGGCCUCAAAAAGUAUUAUUUGGGUUUUGAGUCCCAAAAAUAAUAGUAGAUACUGCUCAAUGACUGGCUAUACAUGGUAGCUUCUCCUGGAGUGAGGAAGGCAUUCAAAUGGCUGGGCGCGGUAGCUGGCACCUGUAAUCCCAACACUUUCGGAGGCCAAGGCAGGCAGAUCAUGAGGUCAGGAGUUCAAGACCAGGCUGACCAACGUGGUGAAACCUCCUCUUUUCUAAAAAUACAAAAAUUAGCUGGGCGUGGUGGCGCACCGCCUGUAAUCUCAGCUACUGAGAGAAUCGCUUGAACCUGGGAGGUGGAGUUUGCAGCGAGUCGAGAUUGCACCAUUGUACUCCAUCCAGCCUGGGCAACGGAGCAAGAUUCCGUUCCCGCCCCCGCCCCAAAAAAAGGCAUUGAAGUUAAGAUAGACUAUAUAGUUAGAUCCUGGACACACACAUGGAUUUUGAGGAAUGAUGUGAGUUUGUUUAUGUAUGUACAUUUUAGCAGUUAACAGAUUUGGAGUAAAUUGAAUAUUUAUAAAACAACAGUAAUUGCCAUGUAGGUUUACUGUCAUAGUGGAAGAUGAUUAAGUUGAUGGUACCUACAGGUAUUUUGCUAUGAAAAUGUUUUGACAAACAGGAUGAUCGUGUAAUUUAUGUUCCAAGCUCUAGUUUGAGAAUGGAAGAAUGUGGUAAAUUUUUGCCAACUGAACAGGCAUAAAGCGCUGAUAAUAAGGGACUUGGCCUUAAGGUAGGAGGUUGUUAGCAUUUCUUUCUAAACGUGUAAGAGUUUAUUUAGGUGACACCCAGCGUUUUGGAAAAAUGGGUGUUUGUUUAGAACAAUAAUUUGGAGGGAAGUGGACUAAACAGGGUUUUUAGAUUAAGGUUUGUGUUUAUGUAUCUGUAUCUGCAAAUACUCAGCCAUAAAUGUUUCUACCUGUAAGUUGGGUAUAAUACAAGCUCCACUUGGUAUCAAAAAGGACUACCCUUAGUGUCUUCCAUGACUAGUUAUGGAAUGUACCAGACCUAGAGAGGAGUUGUUCUAACCUGGAGCUUUUGAAAAUGUUUCCGGUCCAUACCCUAGACCAAUUAAGUCAGACUGCAGAAUAGGACUCAGACAUCAGAAUUGUGAAGCUCCCAGGAGAUGUCAAGGUAUACCCAAGACUGAGAACCAGUACCCUGUCUAGACUGAACCAGGCUUGGUUUUAGAAGUAUUAAAUCUCGCCUGGGUACGGUGGCUCACACCUAUAAUCCCAGCACUUUGGGAGGCUGAGGUGGGUGGAUCAUCUGAGGUCAGGAGAGUGAGACCAGCCUGUCCAACAUGUUGAAACCCCAUCUCUACUAUACAAAAUUAGCCAGGCAUGGUGGUGCAUGCUGUAAUCCCAGCUACUUGGGAGGCUGAGGCAGGAGAAUUGCUUGAACCCCGGAGAUGGAGGUUGCAGUGAGCUGAGGUCGCACGAUUGUGCUCCAGCCUGGGCAACCAGUGAAACUCUGGGGGGAAAGAAAAAAAAUGUAUUAAAUCUCUAGUUUUAGAGAGUUACACCAUAACAUCCCUGAGUAUGGUCAAUUUCAAGUCAGCUUUAGUGUGACAAGCCCCUAGGCCCACCAUUUAUGUCUUUAUAUAUUAUGGCAAUAUAUGAUCCUUAUAUAUUAACCACUAAUCGCUGCUGUUUUUGAAUGUUAUCUUUUCUGAGGCAGUCUUGCUCUGUCACACAGGCUGGAGUGCAGUAACACCACUGAAGCUCACUGUAACUUUGAACUGCUGGACUUGGAAUCCUCCUGCUGUGGCCUUCAAAGGGCUGCAAUUACAAGUGUGAGCCACUGCAUCCCACCUCACAUUUUAUUCUUUGGAGAUUUUUUUUGACUUGGAUUAAAAAACUUUAUAUUUACACUUCA
This is a messenger RNA of Homo sapiens (human), 2706 nucleotides long. RefSeq names its product ribosomal protein L23 (gene RPL23). Gene Ontology annotation, molecular function: structural constituent of ribosome. The transcript is spliced from 5 exons. The coding region runs from base 12 to 434 and encodes 140 amino acids. The record is from RefSeq and is marked reviewed. Gene Ontology annotation, biological process: translation; cytoplasmic translation. NCBI's taxonomy places the organism in Eukaryota, Metazoa, Chordata, Mammalia, Primates, Hominidae. Gene Ontology annotation, cellular component: nucleolus; cytoplasm; synapse.